AUGGCCGGUGGUGGCGAGGUGGCGAUGUGCAUGCCGGCGUUCGUGGCGCGGGUGGUGCGGGGCCGGUGGUUCGUGGUGUUCGCGUCUAUGGUGGUGAUGGCGGCUUCGGGUUCGACGUACAGCUUCGCGCUCUACUCCAAGGAGCUACGGCACACGCUGGGGUACAACCAGCAGACGCUCAACACGCUCUCCUUCUUCAAGGACCUCGGCACCAACGUUGGCAUCGUGUCCGGUCUGGUGCAGCAGGUGGCUCCGACUUGGGCCGUGCUCCUCAUCGGCGCCGGCAUGAACCUGGUGGGGUACCUCAUGAUCUACCUCGCGCUCACGGCGCGGACCGCAGCGCCGCCCGUGUGGCUCAUGUGCCUCUACAUCUGCGUCGGCGCCAACGCGCUCACCUUCUCCAACACCGGCGCGCUCGUCUCCUGCGUCAAGAACUUCCCGGAGAGCCGUGGCAUCGUCAUCGGCCUCCUCAAGGGCUUCGUUGGCCUCAGCAGCGCCAUCUACACGCAGCUGUACCUCGCCAUAUACGGCGACAACGCCAAGUCGCUCGUCCUACUCAUCGCCUGGCUCCCCGCCGCCGUCUACAUCUUCUUCGUGCAUACCAUCCGCGUCCUGCCCUAUGCUCGCCGCCGCGACGGCGAGGACACCGACCACGACCAGCCCUUCUUCUGCUUCCUCUACAUGUCCAUCGCCCUCGCCUCCUACCUCCUCGUCAUGAUCGUCGUACAGAAGCAGGUGCAGUUCUCCCACGCCGCAUACGUCGUCGGCGCGACGGCGAUGCUCAUCAUCCUCUUCCUUCCCCUCGGCGUAGUCGUCAGGACGGAGUACAAGGCCGCCUCCCGGCUCCAGAAGUCGCUGCAGCAGCCACCAGCCAUGACCGUCGAAGAACCCACAACAACGGCUGAGAAGGCCGACGAGUCGUCACCGCCCUUGUGCGGUGGCCGCGGUGGCUUGGGCUGUAUCACCAACAUGUUCAAGCCACCGGCGCUGGGGGAGGACUACUCCAUCAUGCAGGCACUGGUCAGCGUGGAGAUGCUGGUGCUAUUCAUCAUAUCCGUGUUCGGCAUCGGCGGCACGCUGACGGCGAUCGACAACAUGGCGUAGAUCGGCCAGUCGCUAGGGUACCCGGCAAAGAGCAUCAACACCUUCGUCUCGCUGAUCAGCAUCUGGAACUACGCCGGCCGCGUCGGCGCCGGCUACAUCUCGGAGAUCCUCCUCGCCCGGUACAGGUUCCCGCGGCCACUGGCGCUGACAGCCGUGCUCCUCCUCUCCUGCGUCGGCCACCUCCUCAUCGCUUUCGGCGUGCCACAGUCGCUGUACGCCGCAUCGGUGAUCGUCGGCUUCUGCUUCGGCGCGCAGUGGCCGCUGCUCUUCUCCAUCAUCUCCGAUGUGUUCGGGCUCAAGUACUACUCCACGCUCUUCAACUUCGGCUCCGCGGCCAGCCCCCUCGGCGCCUACGUGCUGAACGUGCGCGUCGCCGGGCGCAUGUACGACGCCGAGGCCGCCAAGCAGCACGGCGGCGUGGCCGUGGCCGGGGACAAGAUCUGCAAGGGGGUGCUCUGCUUCAAGCAUGCCUUCCUCAUCAUCACGGCUGUCACGUUCGCCGGCGCGCUGGUCUCGCUGGUGCUGGUCUGGAGGACGAGGGGAUUCUACAAGGGGGACAUUUACGCCAAGUUCAAGAUGGCGCCGGCGACAGUUGCGGACGGGAGCAACGGCGGGGUCAAGACGGUGAUGGGAACGGAAGCAUGUGCAGCGCUGGCGGAAGAGGAGGAGAAGAGCAAAAACAAGAAAGAGACCGUUAAUGAGGACUUACACUAACUUGAAUGUUAAACAGUGUUUGGAGACGCUGGAAAUUUGAAACGGUUUGUAUAGAACAAAACUUUGGUAGUUAUAAAAAAUCAUGUACUAAGGUUCCGUUCGAAAACGCAGUAAUUUAUCAGAAUCCUACUCGACUUUUGAACUA
Molecule: messenger RNA, 1963 nt
Organism: Phragmites australis (common reed)
Lineage: Eukaryota; Viridiplantae; Streptophyta; Magnoliopsida; Poales; Poaceae
Product: protein NUCLEAR FUSION DEFECTIVE 4-like
Exons: 1
Coding region: 1-1104 (367 amino acids)
Cellular component (GO): membrane
Source: RefSeq, a predicted model, not a curated record